Molecule: messenger RNA, 3919 nt
Organism: Xyrauchen texanus (razorback sucker)
Lineage: Eukaryota; Metazoa; Chordata; Actinopteri; Cypriniformes; Catostomidae
Product: NT-3 growth factor receptor-like
Exons: 17
Coding region: 249-2708 (819 amino acids)
Biological process (GO): multicellular organism development; regulation of phosphatidylinositol 3-kinase/protein kinase B signal transduction; positive regulation of kinase activity
Cellular component (GO): axon; signaling receptor complex; plasma membrane
Molecular function (GO): neurotrophin binding; ATP binding; transmembrane receptor protein tyrosine kinase activity
Source: RefSeq, a predicted model, not a curated record
UGAGAACAUCCCUAUCAUGGAAAGUCGAGGCGCGUUGUGGCAUUUCCAGUUCUUCUUUUUCUAACGGAAUACAAUACAAAUAUUUUAAAGGAUAUUAUAAUAACAAUACAACCUCAAACGAUGUUUAUAGGCGGACGCACUCUCUUGUAGCCAACGCUUUUAGACAUUGAACACUCCAAUCUUCAUCAACGAGCUGCAUCAUCUUCAUCAGCCCUGGAAGACGUCGAGUCGUUUAUUUGGACCCAGUCAUGGAUUUAUGGUUCUGCUCAGUGGUUCCAGUGUUCACCUGGAGGCUUUUCUUUCUUUCAAGCAUCUUCCAGGGCUAUUGGAGCUCCAUGCUCGAUUGUCCGCAAACAUGCAGCUGUUUGCCCACCGAGAUCUAUUGCAAUAAGUCCGACAGUGGGAAUUUUUUCCCGUUGCUUGCUCUACAAGACCCGACGGGCAAUGGCAGUAACAAUAAUGACAUUGAAGAGCUCUUCAGGAACAUCACGUCCAUACACAUCGAGAAUUGGACAGGACUGCAGAUUCUUAAGGAUGUUGACAUGGAACUGUACACAGGACUCCAGAGACUGACGAUAAUGAACUGCAAUUUACGGAUAAUCCAGGCACGUGCAUUUGCACAGAACCCUCAUCUCCGCUACAUAAAUCUGUCAAAGAAUCCUCUCUUGACUCUCUCCUGGCAGCUCUUCCAGCACCUUCAACUUGUCGAACUGAGGCUGGAGGGGGUUGUCUUUGACUGUGGCUGUGAGAUUCGAUGGAUUCAGCUCUGGCAGCAGCGAGGCGAGGCUGGUCUGCACACCCAGCAGCUCUACUGCAAGAAUGGAGCGUACAAAAUUCGCCUGAAAUCAAUGAGCAUUGCAUACUGUGAUUUGCCAGAUAUCAGCGUUGCUCACAGUAACCUCACUGUGAUGGAGGGCGGUAACGUGACGCUCAGCUGUAACGGUUCUGGUUCUCCGUUACCUGAGGUGGACUGGACUGUGAAUGGCCUUAACUCCAUCAACACGCACCAGUCGAAUGUCUACUGGCCUAACAUUCACUCCAUCAACCUGACUCUUGUCAACGUGAGCCGGGAUGACAACGGAUUUGUUCUGACCUGCAUCUCUGAGAAUGUGGUGGGGAUGACCAAUGUGUCUCUUCAGCUGGCUGUACUAUUUCCGCCGGUAAUCCUAAAGCUGGAUGAGCCGGAACGCCGCCACCACACCUGCAUCGAAUUCACUGUGAGGGGCUUCCCCCAUCCCACACUCCGAUGGUUCCACAAGGACCGUGAGAUCCUGCAGAGCGAGUAUAUACAUAUGGAGAUGGAUUAUUACCAAGAUUACUUGGAAGGCUGCUUGACUUUUGAGAACCCAACGCAUUAUGACAAUGGAAAUUACACCCUUGUAGCUACUAACCCUCUGGGGUCAGUCAAAAAAAACGUCCAUGGAUAUUUCCUCGAGCCACCUUUUAUUGAAGAUGAUGGCAUGAUUGAGUACACUACAGCACCUGGAGAUGAGGUGAAGAGGCCUGAAGAAGAUUCAUUUGGAAUGUCAAUUGCUGUGGGUCUGGCUGGUUUUGGUUGCGUCUUCCUCAUCAUGAUUUUCAUCCUUAUCAACAAAUACAGCAGGCGGAACAAAUUUGGGAUUAAAGGCCCUGUGGCAGUCAUCAGCGGGGAGGAAGACUCUGCAAGUCCUCUUCAUCAUGUCAACCAUGGCAUUGUCACCCCCUGCUCUCUCGAUGCAGGACCUGAUGCUGUUGUCAUUGGCAUGAGUCGCAUUCCUGUCAUUGAGAACCCACAGUACUUUCGACAUGGACACAACUGUAACAAGCCCACCACCUAUGUGCAGCAUAUUAAACAGAGGGACAUUGUUCUGAAGAGGGAGCUGGGAGAGGGUGCUUUUGGGAAGGUGUUUCUUGCCGAAUGUUACAACCUCAGCCCCAAUCAGGAUAAGAUGCUGGUAGCUGUCAAGACUCUCAAAGAUCCAACCCUGGCUGCCAGAAAUGAUUUUCAACGGGAGGCUGAGCUCCUCACCAACCUUCAACACGAGCACAUUGUGAAGUUUUACGGUGUGUGUGUGGAUGGCGACCCUCUCAUAAUGGUGUUUGAAUACAUGAAGCACGGAGAUCUCAAUAAGUUUCUAAGAGCCCAUGGUCCAGACGCCAUGAUCCUCAUUGAUGGCCAACCGAUGCAGUCUAAUGGGGAGCUCGGUCUCUCUCAGAUGCUUCAUAUUGCAUCACAGAUAGCGGCAGGGAUGGUCUACCUGUCCUCUCAGCAUUUUGUACAUCGUGAUCUGGCCACCCGCAACUGCCUUGUUGGUAAUGGCCUGUUAGUGAAGAUCGGUGACUUUGGGAUGUCCAGAGACAUCUACAGCUCAGAUUACUAUCGGGUGGGAGGCCACACCAUGCUGCCCAUACGCUGGAUGCCUCCAGAGAGCAUCAUGUACAGGAAAUUCUCCACAGAUAGUGAUGUAUGGAGCUUUGGAGUCAUUAUGUGGGAGAUCUUCACCUAUGGGAAACAGCCAUGGUUUCAGUUAUCCAAUAACGAGGUCAUUGAAUGCAUAACCCAAGGUCGGGUUCUAGACAGGCCUCGUCUGUGUCCUAAGGAAGUGUACGACCUCAUGUUAGGCUGCUGGCAAAGAGAACCACAACAGCGACUGAACAUCAAAGACAUUCAGAAAGUCCUUUAUGCUCUGGGAAAAGCCACACCUGUCUACUUGGACAUCCUCGGCUAAGACUGGUGCAGAAUCCAACACAAUCCAGGAAUAACCAAACAAUCCCUUUUCCCACUGCGCUCCACUGUAAAAACACCAACACGUCGGAGAAGAACUUUAAGUGCCUGCAACACCUUUUUUUUUCGAUACACUGGAUAUAAAUAAAAAAUUUAAAAAUAUUUAAAAACAAACUUUUACAUUUUGUUUACUGGUACAGUAUAUAGUGUACAGAAUUAUUCUACAAAUGUUUGUUUUUUUUCCAUAAAAAAGUGAUAGCGAAAAGUAAAUUGCUUUGAGAACAUGUUGCCUUCGAUCUGGCAGCACUGUGUUUAAGAAAUUAUGAUUUUCAGUGUUUAAUUUUAUAAACAUAUAAACACAAAUAUGAAUAUUUUUUUAUUUAAUUUGUUUCAUUUUGAAGGUCAAGUAUGGGUGCCUGUCAUGUUUAGUGCUGUCGAUACAUUAUCUUUUCAAAACGGCUGCCCUUUGGUUGUGCUUAGCUAUCGCAGCUGGGAUUUUGUGAGGAAAGCCUUACUACUUAUGUAUUAUUUUGUUGAUGAUGCAGAUAGCAUCUUUCUCUUUUUUUUCCUGUAACUUUUAUUUGAGAUAUAUAGCUCUCGAGCGGGCAACUUGGAACCUUUAGAAUACUAAAACGCUGAUAUAUUUUCAUUGUAUGCGAUUGUAUAUACUGUAAAUUUAUAUACUUGUCUACCUGUUAACUUAUUUUUUAUGUGUUUUGAUUUCUUUUCAACACAAGGUUUGUUUUGUGAUGUACACUUUAUAAAGGGUCAGCCAGGAGAGAAUAUAAAUAUCACACAGUAUCUUAAAAUGAGCACUUGGCAGCUCAUUAUAAUACAGGGUGUAAUAUUGUCUGAGGAAGUAAACAUGUUUUCCACCCAUCAUGGCCGAGUCCAAUCUCUAAAAUGCCAUGCUGCCACACAUCUGAUCACCAUAACUGAAUGUGGAAAAACAGGAAUAAAAAAGCAGGCUCUAUGAUUGUCAGAUCCUGUUUAAAUUCAUUUUUGCAAUCUUCAUAUCAUUUGAUAAAUGUCAAUGCCAUCACAUAUAAAGUUAACGAUUUCAUGAUGAUGUUGUUUGUAGCUAAACAAUUCUAUGUUGAUCGAGGGGCUGUUUUUUUUUUUUUUUUUAGAUGUUUGUCAGUUCAACACCAAAUCUCUUUGACGUCAGGAUUUCGAUGUCAACGGAUUCUCUUGCCUCUUGGCAGUACCACAGAU